AGUCAUUGUUUUCAACAACAUUUGAAGAUGAAUGAUAUGAAAACCUGUUAGGCUAACUACAUAAGACUUUUCUCAUAUCAUUGAAGAAUUAAUUAUAGAUGAUGGCUGACACAGAUUUACAUGAGGCAUGUGGUGUGUUUGGAUGUGUAGCAACAGGUGCAUGGCCAACACAGUUAGAUGUAGCACAUACUAUUUAUCUUGGUUUAGUUGGCUUACAACACAGAGGACAAGAGAGUGCUGGUAUUGUAACUAGUUUGGGUGCUGAAGAUUCCAAGUUUAAAACAAAGAAAGGGAUGGGACUGGUAACACAUAUCUAUACAGAAGAAGACAUUGCAAAGCUGAAAGGCAAUAUAGGAAUUGGACAUACCAGGUACUCCACACAAGGAGAGUCUGAGAUGCAGAAUAUACAGCCAUUUGUUGUAGAAACAGAGCAUGGUCUGAUAGCUGUGGCUCAUAAUGGGGAACUGGUGAAUGCUAAGUCAUUGAAGAAAAAGUUGUUGCGACAUGGUGUUGGUUUAUCAACAGGAUCUGACAGUGAGCUAAUCACACAGUUAUUGACACAUUUACCUGAGUGUGGAGAACCACAGGGUCUUGUUAACUGGGUUGGCAGAAUAAAAAGAAUCAUGGCAGAAACACUGACAUCAUACUCUUUAGUCAUCAUGCAUCAUGAUAAGAUCUAUGCUCUGAGAGAUCCAUUUGGAAACCGUCCACUGUGUGUUGGUAGACUGUAUCCUGCGGCAGCAUUCUCAGGAAAGAAAGUGUUGGCAGAUGAUGAUAUUGAUGGAUGGGUGGUGUCAUCAGAAUCAUGUAAUUUCAACAGUAUGGGUGCUAGAUAUUACAGAGAAGUUUUACCUGGAGAAGUGAUAGAAUUAAGUAAAGAUGGUGUUAAGUCAGUGUAUAUAGCUCCCAGACCAAACAAAGCUCCACCUGCAUUCUGUAUAUUUGAGUAUGUUUACUUUGCUAGAACAGACAGUACAUUUGAAGGUCAGAUGGUAUAUACUGUGAGACAGAGAUGUGGAAGACAGCUGGCAGAAGAGGCUCCCGUCAAUGUUGAUAUUGUUAGUACGGUACCAGAAUCCGCUACACCGGCUGCACUGGCUUAUGCAGAAAAGCUUGGGAUACCAUAUGGUGAAGUUUUCUGCAAAAACAGAUACAUAGGAAGAACUUUCAUACAACCAAAUAUGAGACAGAGGAAGCUAGGUGUGGCUAAAAAGUUUGGUGUACUGACGGAAAAUUUCCGUGGAAAAAGAGUUGUACUAAUAGAUGAUUCCAUUGUUAGAGGUGUCACCAUGGUACCAAUCGUCAAACUUCUCCGAGCCGAAGGAGCUGCAGAGAUUCAUAUAAGAAUUGCAUCACCACCAAUCAAGUAUCCAUGUUACAUGGGCAUAAAUAUCCCAACAUUUCAAGAACUCAUAGCUAAUGUAGUUCCUCUGGAAGAUAUGCCAGCACAUUUUGGUGCUGACAGUUUACAAUAUUUAUCAGUGGAUGGAUUGAAGAAAGCAGUGAGAGAAGGGAUAAAGAAUCCUGAUGGUUCAACGGGGCAUUGUGUAGCAUGUUUAACAGGGGAAUACCCGGUCAAGUGUAAUGACUGGUAGAUGUAAUGCAUCAAGCAUUGCAAUUAAUGUAUGUUGUUGGUUAUGCUUAAAUUAUGAGGGUUCCUGCCAAUAUGUAUUUUAUGGGGAAAUUUUCAAGGAAAAAUUAUAAUAAUUAAGGAUAGUUUUACAAUUUUUCUAUCUCAAAAGACGAAAAAUAUUAUUAUUUAGAUAUAAACAAUGUUUCAAUUCCUGCUGUAGGUCUAAAGCUGUACAGAGAGAGAAUUAAAAGUAUUUACAAAUGAAAAGAUGACUGUAGUUUUUCCUUUGCAAUUCAUAGAAAUGAUUUGAAGUUGCUCAUUAAAAGUUGUGAAGUUUUGUGAAAGAAAGUUUGAUAUUUUCAACAUAUGUAUAAGGGUGGCUUCUCUACAUCAUACAUCACAUCCAUGAUUUACGUUUUGCUUUGUUUUGUAUUUUACCUUGUUUAUAAUAAGUGCUGCAUGAAAAACUAUAUUAUGUUCCAGGAUCUUAUUGAUUUUGGUAAAAUGACAAAUGUAAACAAACAAUAUUUUUUCAGUCAGCAAUAUUUGAUGGACCUUUAGAAUGAAUGCCUCUUUCCUAACCCUUUCAAAAACUUUUCUAGGUGUUGUGUAUUUUGUAAUGAUUUUUUUGUGCCACAAAUUAAUUGUAAUGUAAGUUUGUAAAUAAUGUAUCAUAGUAAUUGAGAGUUGUUUAUAGUUACAUCAUUAAGUGCUUUAUACAUAUUUCAGAUUAUUUUAUUUUGUAUUUGUGUUUUUGAAAAUGAGAAAAGAUGGUUGAUGGGUGCAGAAAUUAGAUAUGGUUUGAACAUUUAUAUAUAUGUAUGUAAGUAUCAUUAUUUGUGUGAUACCAAAUUUUCCAACAAAAGACAAAAGGAAGUAAUGACUCUUUGUCUCAAAAAAUGGUUGGAUGUUUUAAACAUGGAACAGUAAUUUCAGAAAAUAACAAUAUAUGUUCACAUCCCUAGAGUUUUCAGAUGUGGAGAGAAUAAGAAGAUCUUUAUUUUGCAAGAAAAUAUCAAAUUUUGUGAUCUUUUCCAUUUUACACAGAAUUUGAUUAGUAUUUUACAUUUGCACAAAAAUAACUUUAUACAUUUUGCCUUAACAUGAUAUACAUUGUGACUGAAAAUAAGUUAUUUUCCAAAUGUAGAGGCAUUUUUUUUAUUCACAAUUGACAGAUAACACAUGAAAAUAAGAAACAUUAGAUGAUUUUCUAAAUUUUCAAUUUAAUACUCAUUAUUCCGUGAAUCUGUUUGGAUUAUUAUGUUUUUUUGAAUCACAAUUAAAUCAUCUUUUUAUUUUCAGAAGGAAUAACAUUUCCAUUUUCAUUUUCAUCUAAUUGAAAUCAAAUUUGUUUUGAAAAAAGAUUUAUAAAUAUAAGGCCAUUUUCCAUUUGAUAUUCAUUAUUCAGUGAAUCUGUUAGGAAUAUUAUGUUUUUUAAUCUCAAUUAAACCAUCAUUGUAUUUGCAGAAUCUCAAUGAAUUAUGUCAUCAUAUCUGUUGAAUCUCAGUGAAUUAUGUCAUCAUAUCAGUUGAAUCUCAAUUAAUUAUGUCAUCAUAUCUGUAGAAUCUCAUUUUAGUUUAGUUAUAUUUGCGUGAUCUCAAUUUUAAUGCAUAAUGUUUACUGGGUGUCAAUUUAAUGCAUUAUAUUUACUAGAUCUCAAUUUAAUAUGUCAUGAUAUAUUAGCUGAAUCUCAAUUUGCUAUUUUUAUGCCCCCGCCGUAGCGGUGGGGGCAUUAAGUUUUACCCUUGUCCGUCUGUAUGAAUGUACGAACAUACGUACGUCCCAAAAUUGGUUUCCGUUCUCUAACUUGAGUUUACCUCUACCAAAUGUUAUGAAACUUCUACACAAUGCACACCCUUUAUAAAUGGAAAAAUUGCAAAAUUUUAUUUUCUUCUAAAUAUCAAGUAAUUUUUAAAAUAGUCCAUGAUUAUAGUUGAAUCAACUACAAUCAAUGCUUUAUACAAUGCAAUGUUUAAUUUUGACUUCCACUGAUAAAACACAGAUCAAGUUGAAUUUGGGUAGUGUCACUUUAACCAUUAUUGAGUUAUGCCCCUUUAUAAAUCGAAAGAUUGCAAAAUUUUUAGUUUCCAUUCUGUAACUUAAGUUUGCCCCAACCAAACAUUAUGAUACCUUUACACAAUAUUCAUUACCUCAAAACUAAGAUAAUGUACAAUUUUUUUGUUUCCGUUCUCUAACUUUAGUUUGCCUCAACCAAAUGUUAUAAAACUUAUACACAACUGUUCUAGAGUUAUGCGUGUUUACAAAUAGAAAAAUUGCUGAAUUUUUAGUUUCUGUUCUCUAUUUAAGUUAGCCUCAACCAAAUGUUAUGAGACUUACACACAAUGCUUAUUACCACAAAACUCAGAUCAAGUUCAAAUUUGGGUAGCGUCACUUUUACCGUUCUUCAGUUAUGUCCCUUUAUAACUAUAUGAUAUGCAAGCAGGGGCAUCAUCUGUGUCCACAUGUGGACACUAUCCACAUUUAUUUUUUUAUAUUUUACAAAUAUCAUUUAUACAUUUUUGAUAAUUUAAAACUAUUAAGUUCCCAUUACAACUUCUAUGACAUUUACCCCCAAGGGUGACUGGGGAAUAGAAGUAUGGUCACCAUUGGUCUUCCUCCGACUGGCAGUAAAACCCGUGCUAAAGUGGGGCGUCCGUUUGGCUGUGCGGGAUGUACAAAUUUGCAGCCACGUCGGGUCAGAAUGGGGACGUUAAAUCCGAUGCCUCGUGUAAAGAGAGUGCCACGCUCUUUGCACGUUAAGAACCCUUGCAACAACUCUUUGAGGGGUCCGUAGGUGACCUGUUGCCAGGCUAAAUUUCUGUCCCUAUCCAAUAUACCCUCAUUUCCCGUGGCAGUCUAAAUUUCUCCGACCAUAAUCCCUUAAUCUAUUACAGAACCUACCUAUUGUAUUUAUUGUGAAUUUGUUCUCGUCCUGAAUAUGCAUGAAAUAUUUGCCACUGGACGUUAAGCAACCAACAAUCAAUCAAUCAAUCUAUGACAUUUGUUAAGACAGAUAUCAGUGUGUGUAUAUAUGUGCAAUUGUUGACUGGAUAUCUUGAUUACUCACUUUGCAUAGUACAUUAUAUAAUACUGUAGUGAAAUAUCCCAGUUAUUUAUGCAAUUUGAUUGGUUGCCCUGACAGGGGAUUUGGUCUCAUAUAAUCUCGACAUGAAAGAAUUUACCAUUUGAACUUCAUUUGAAAAUUCAGGAUAUCAUCUUUAAAUAAUGUAACAUCAACUGUGUUUGGAAUAGAUGCUUAUAACCAUGUUAAAUCCAUUUAAUACAUGUAUGAAAAACAAUUGUUCACAAUAAAUCAUUUAUAUUUUAGCUGUUGAAAAUGUGCCAUUUUGAAAUCACUGAACGCAUGAUAUUCAAAAAUUGUGGUAAUGUUGACAGAUGUGUGUAGAUAGAGAGAUUGUGUAAGAAUAAAUCAUUUCGACCUUAAUUGGAAUAUAUAAAUCUACUAGUUACCAUGAAUUGAUAAUGGGAACAGCCAUAUUUUAAGUUUUAACCAAAUUUAUGUUUACAAAUUUUUACUAUUUUACAAUUUUGUUUAUUUUUUAUACCAAAUAAAUUUGAUGAGA
This is a messenger RNA of Mytilus californianus (California mussel), 5157 nucleotides long. Its product is annotated as amidophosphoribosyltransferase-like. The transcript has 10 exons. Gene Ontology annotation, molecular function: amidophosphoribosyltransferase activity. Bases 99 to 1595 code for a protein of 498 amino acids. Gene Ontology annotation, biological process: purine nucleobase biosynthetic process; purine nucleotide biosynthetic process. NCBI's taxonomy places the organism in Eukaryota, Metazoa, Mollusca, Bivalvia, Mytilida, Mytilidae. The record is from RefSeq and is a predicted model, not a curated record.